AGAGAACCCCUCGCUCAUCGGUCGCCUGGAGCAAAUAAGUCCUUGUUACUGGCUUAGUUUCCCCAAUUGCGCAGAGUGCCCGAAGGUGGACUGGGGCUUCCCUUAAUUCCUGAAGAUUAACUUCACCUGCCCCGGAAAGGCUCCCCAGAUCUGGACUACCCACCCUAAUGGUGUCCCUACUACUACUGCUACUGCUCUUGCUGCUAUUGCCGGCACCAGUCCAGCUGUGGGCACAGCUGGAAGACACCUGCCAAUGGCAAGUGGUACUCAACAAGUACCAGACCUUGGGAGAGGGCAAUGAAAGGUUUUUCAAUCAAGAACCAGUUUCCGACGUAGACAAAUACUUCGAAGAACUAGUGGAUUCACCCAUCGACCAUGAAGAGACGUACUGGGGCUUCCCUUACUUCCUGAAGAUUAACUUCACCUGCCCUGGAGAGAAUUCAGAAGCCUUUGUCCGUGGAGGCCACCUUAAGGGCCUGAUCCCCAUUGUGCUGGUCACCUUCUACGCCCCCGUGAAUUUCCGGAGAUGGAAGGCAGAGAGGUUGCAAAUCGAGAUGAAGGGAGCACCAUUCAGAAGACAUGUGUCCUGCUUGGCUGAGGAGGCCUGUGUCAUGAAUUGGUAUACCCCCAUGCCCAUGAAGAAUGGCACUGUAGUGAUGGAAGUCGAAAUCUCCAGCAACCAAGUCGGGGAGCUCAUUGGUGAUACCAGGUACAUGAUAAAUAUCAAUGGGUUUCUGAAAAAAGACAAGGACAAACUGAUCUUUACCCUGGGAAGUGAGGUCACGGCCAUGACCCAUAGGCACUUCAUCAAUGCACCAUCUAGGCCUGUCUGGGCUACAGUGGACCAGGCUCCUGUGCUCAUCCUUGGGGGUAUUCCAGAGGAGAAGAUGAUUCUCAUCUCUGACUCCAGCUUCAGGGACAUCUCCCUGGUGGAGCUGAGCAUCAAUAGCUGCUGGCUGGGCUCUCUUCACUGCCCUCAGGAGCACUUCACAGCCACCAUCUAUGACACCAUCUCCACUGAAAGCGUCCUCUUCAUCCGACAGAACCAACUCGUCUACUAUUUCACUGGCAAUUACUUCAAUGGGCCUGCAAAAGGGCCUAGCACCAGCAAUUGGGUCCAAGUCUUGCAUAGUCACUGUAUCAAGAAACUUUGUCCUGUGGAAUUCCACAGCAAUGGCUCUGAGUACAUCUUGGCCUUGGCUGGAGGUGAUCAGGAAGGCUUCUUCCACUUUGGGAUCAUCACAGAUGGCAAAGUGACUUUCAGAAGGAUGCCUAAAAUGAGAUCGAUGUGUGCUAUCCAGAAAGCCCCAGAGUGUUGGCUCCACUGGGUGGUGUAUGACAUGAAGGAAAAUACUUUCUUGCUUCUCAUGGAGUUUCCUCAAGGCAACAAGACACAUUUCCAGAUUUUACAGUACUCGUCAGUUCGUAGAGGCUCCCUUUUGGAUUCGGUCAACUUGCUCUUUCAAAUUCCCCGUUUCAUCCCCUUGGAUAAUGACAUGGAUUUUGUGAUGCUACUGGGCAUGGAGGCAUAUACUGACUACCCCCUGGUGCCCAAGGGUCUCUUCUACAACCCUUUCACCCAUCUGCUGUUGAUUUGGGGCAACGCUAUUCUGCAGAGCUACGACAAUAAGAAUUACAUUUACAUGGCCAGAUUCCCCAAGGAGUCCUCAAUAAAGUACAUGGUCGGCUCCUACAGAGGCCAAGUGAUCUUCGUCACUGAGAAUGAGGAGAUCUGGUUCAUUGUUGAAGGCAGCUUCAAGGUACAUCGUCUGUACCCAUCAGAUGGCUGGCAGACGUUUUUCACCCUUUCCCAGAUGCAGGCCUCAAGCCUAUAUUCAACCAAUGAGACCUCAGUCAGCAUCUUCUAUGACAGGAUGGGUCCACAGCAGCUAGUCUAUCUGGUUAACAAGAAAGGGGAAGGGAAGCUGGUGAAAAGGCCACUGCCAGUGAAUCAAAUCUUGGUGUAUCAGCUGCUGGGUCUGACGUCCUAUGAGAUCAGUACUGAAGUGUAUCCAGCGACCCUCUCCUACAAUAACCCCUGCCCUUUUGAGCUGAUGCAGCUGAAGGACCUGCCGAAUCCACAACGAUACACACGGGUGGAGCGCUAUCGCGCAAUGCCACCUUUUGUGAGCUCUGACGCUGGCUUCCACACCGAAGUCUCUUUGGCCAUCUACCAAGGCCUUGUCUACCACCUGCUCUCACUGCAUGCCAAGUAUAAUAAGCCCUAUGCUGAUCCUGUCCAUGACCCCACCUGGCGUUGGUGGAAGGAUAAGAAGCAACAUCAGGCUUUCUAUUUUUAUAAAGCCAGUAACUUUGAGAGUAUGUAUGGCGUGCACAUUGAAAUGGAUGGCUAUGAAAAGCUUUAUAAAUUGAAUUCCCAGAAUCGCCUGCCCGAAUACAUCUACCUGGACAAGGGGACCAUCUACAGCUUCUCCAUUUACCUCGUCUACCCAAAAACUUCCUGGAAAAACAACUUCCUGGGCCAAAAGAGGCAUUUGCGUCUGGCUGUGAUAAUGGCUGAUCCCAUGUGUGUGUCAGCAACAGUGAAGGAGCAGGCUUUAGUGAACCGAAAUGCCAUGCUCUUCCAGGUGUCUGUCAAGGACAGACUCAGAUGUUCUGAUCAAACCAUCAGUGGAUACAACCUCAUGAAAACAGCCUUACUUAUCAAGGUGGUUGGCUCAGUUGGGAAGUGCUUUAUUAGAACCCGAUAUGGACAUCUGAUGCAGGGCAAUGACAUGAUCCCCAUAUUCAUUGGCUGUCCCCCUGGCAAGCGGUUGGCCUUUGACGUCACCUUGACCCUUCAGCAGAACAAGGAGACCAAUAAAAGAUACUUUGACUGCGUGUAUCCAGACCCUGAAAUGCCUUGCUUCUUAUUCAGUGAUCCUUUCUUCCCCUUCUUCCUGAUCCAAGACAUGGUGACUGGUGAGUCAGGAAGCUUCAAUGGCAGCUAUGUCCUCAAGGUGAUUGGAGGAGGGGCUUCCAAGUACAACAUUGUGGAUUACUCAGAGGCUGACAUCUACCGCUACAACAGUCCUAAAGAUGAUACUGACAGCCUCAUCUGGACUGUCAAGGACAACUGGAUGGAUAGCCAUUCCUUUAGCAUCCUGCGGUAUAACAGCUCUGGCAUUGAGUGGCUGUGUCUGGAGAACUCUCCUUGUCACGAUAUUAUUCCCAAGCAUAUCUUUUCUCCUGACUUCUAUUUCAAAAUCAUGGUGAGCAACAGGGACGUGGAUACGAGCACCUACUGUGAUUAUCAGCUCACCUUCCUCCUCCACGUCCACGGCCUCCCACUCAGCCCUCGAAGGGCCCUCUUCUUCCUUGGGGUAACCUUGACUGUGCAGUUGGCCUUUAUUUCCUUCUAUAUCUUCUGGUGCUUCUUCUGGCCAGGCUUGAAGAAAUGGUGGUCCCACUUCAAGUGGAAGGUCAAUGAUAUCAUCAUGGCAGAGUCUUUCUCAACAUUCACCGCAUCCAGCAGUUCCUCCCCCUCCAUGGUCAGUAAUGUCUUACAGAAAACUGAAACAGAAGCAAGUUCUUUCCGAAAGUCAAGACCCAAGAAAAGAAUUUGAGGCUAUGACAGCCUCCACCUAUCCCUUCCAGCUUUUCCUUCUCUUUCUUGGCCUCUACCCUUCCAUCCCUAUGUCUUCCAUCCCUUUCCAUCCCUUCUGGCCUAUCAUCCUUCCUUCCAGUCUCUUGUCAGUCCUCCAUGGAUACCCCACUCCUCUCUAAUCCAACAUCUCCUGAGACCAUCAAGCCUCUCCCUUUGCCUCCCAAGUUCCCCUGUCAUUUUCCAUCCCUUCUGGCAUUCUCCUUCCCUUCCAGCCUCCCUCAUCCUCUGGAUCAGUCAAUAAAAAGCCAUGUCUAGGGAAUGGGUGUAGUUUCUGCACUGUUUGGGCCAUGGAGAGAGAAGAGGCCAUCUCUUUCCAGGACCAGAGACAUUUGGGGGAGGGUAGAGAAGGACACUAGAGCACAAGGACCAGAGAAAAGAGGAGGAGGGAGGACCUCCUUCAUUGCUGGCUUAAGCUUGGGAAAUGCCAGCUAAACUGAUGCUCAAUAUCUUCUAGAGGAACCUGGAAGAACACCUGACAAGGGGUUGUGGGGGAUGGGCACUUUCUACUCCUCUCUUCUUCCUCCCUCUGGUGUCUGUCACACUGAUCAAGGAUGGAGCUGGAGGAAGGGAGCGACAAGAGGCCUCCAUAACAUAAGAAACAGACCAUGAAGGAUGGAGGGGGAGAAGAUAAAGUGAUCCUAGCCCAGUGAUGCUGGUGAUGAGGAUGAGGGCCUGCAUUUGGUGACAGCCUAAGAGAAUGAGCCAUUCCA
Molecule: messenger RNA, 4317 nt
Organism: Vombatus ursinus (common wombat)
Lineage: Eukaryota; Metazoa; Chordata; Mammalia; Diprotodontia; Vombatidae
Product: cation channel sperm-associated protein subunit gamma-like
Exons: 30
Coding region: 168-3566 (1132 amino acids)
Cellular component (GO): CatSper complex; motile cilium; sperm principal piece
Source: RefSeq, a predicted model, not a curated record